UUAUAAAAUGUAAUUCGUUGUUGUCUUCAGUGUUACAGUGUUUUCCUUUGCAGCUUCCCAAGUUUGUGACAACAUCAACAUUAUGCGUAUCGACUUGAUUCUAGCCACGACUAUAUGCUUUGCUGUCGUGUUCGGCAGUGCGGGAGCGGUCAAUCAACAUUGGUCCGCUCGGAGUGUGCGAACGGCCAUCCAGGUUGGCAUUCAUCGAGCACUGGAACAACAGGUACAUCUUCCAGGCACAAUUCGUUCCGAAAUAGAAGACGUCAUCGUUGAUCGCUUGGCAGAUCACUUGCUCAAGCAGAUCACCCAAAUAAAUGAGAUCACACGAGAAUCAUACACAAUUGCCAAAGAUUUCAUCGAUUCAGCCGUUAAAUCAUCAUCUAGAAGAACUCGCUGGCCCAAUGAACAAACAAUCCAUUACUUGGAAGCCGAAGUGGCCGAAGCCGAGCAAAAAAUAUCAGCUUUGCAUCCAUCCACCGGAUUAAUGAUGUCAAUCGAUUCUAAUGCCAGAAUGUCGGCUCUCAAUCUCGAGCAAAUCAUUGCUGAUGUCAUUAGCGAACUAAUGAAGGACGAAGCUUUCGUGCACAUCAUCGAGUGGCUCUCCACGCUACCUAGCGUCCUCCACGGCAUUGCAGAUGAAUUUUUAGCCAACAAAACUUUCCAAGAAAUUUUCGCCAUGUUAGGCAGUCGUUCAGAGGCGGUGCAAGGAAUGUUGGUACAAGGUGUUGUUGUACAAGACCUUCCGGCCGUCAACACCGUAACAGGAAACACUGCAGGAAAACCCUCCGGCUCGGAAUCCGUCCUCGGACUUGUCGGAGCUGGUUUGAGGGAAGCUCAAUUCAUUUUGAAAGUUGUUGCCAAAACCUAUCACCUGAUUGUUGAAGAGCAAGUGAAAAAACUGGACAAGCAAAUGGUCGAUUACCGACAACAAAUGCCUUUUAUUCCUGAAGAAGUAAUGAUGUACAUUCAAACGUCUGCUAUGCACAUGGUGAGAUUUAAAUCCGAGUAGAUUUCAACAUCUAAUGCACUUCCUUCUGUUGGACGAGUCUUAUAAAAUCCCCCCCCCCCUCCCUCGUCGCACAAAAGGUUUCACAUUAUUCAAAAGCUAGGUAAUCUUACAGGCAUAACAAUACAAGAAAUAAUUUUAUCUGUG
Molecule: messenger RNA, 1153 nt
Organism: Daphnia magna
Lineage: Eukaryota; Metazoa; Arthropoda; Branchiopoda; Diplostraca; Daphniidae
Exons: 5
Coding region: 83-1009 (308 amino acids)
Source: RefSeq, a predicted model, not a curated record